AGAUAAUGCAUUGGGAGGGAAACAAGUUGGCUGACUUUUAAAAAUCGUUUUCAUAUUUACGUAUUUACGUUCCUUGUCACAUAAUCGUCAGCAUAUUUUAACCGUCAGCCUCACCGGUCAUCGGACAAGAAAAAAGCUCACGGAAAUCGCGCGCGCAUCGUAGAAGCGGCGCAGCCUCCAGUUGUUUAACUAUUGUGCGGAUUGGUGCGGAUAUCGGACGGAGUAUCAGCUUUAUUAUAUUCGAAGAAAGAAGCGCAAAGCAGCCGUGAGUAAUAUCUUAGGAAAACGGAUCGUUGGAUGUUGCUGCUUGAAUCAUGAGACGAGCCGAGUCUCGACGGUUACACAAGUAAUGCACUCAUUGUUGCGACAAGCUGUUGUCGUGUAAGGAUAUACGCUUGGCGGCUCCUCGAGAUACCCGCCUCUUCGAGGUUAGACAUUGGGCUUUUGGUUGGCUUUGUUGACGCUACACCGCGGCAAGAUGACGCGACGACGACGAUAACAACGUCGCCGCGAAUCACUUUGUGAACUCCUGAUGUUUGUGGUUAGGAUGCUAUUGUUAUCUCAUAAUUUGGCAGAACUUGUACUGUGAUGCUAUAGUAGCUUCUCCAAAGCUACCCAACUUCCUUGAACCAACUGUUUUCAGACAGAGUGUAAAGUGGCUAGCGAACGAUGAGUCGGGAUGAGUCUCGACGCUCCAAACGUUGUAGAGCUGACCGGGACUACGAGAUGGGUCCAGCUACAGGUAUUAUGGUGAAUGAUUAUGACGAUGAACGCACUUUAGACGAAGAGGAAGCCUUAGAAGGUAGCGAGGACACUCACAAUGAACUGUCGCAUCUUCAGAAGGAAAGUGAUAUGCCAUUGAAAGAUCUCCUUGUAAUGUAUGGCUACGGUGACAUGUCUUGUCAGGAUCCAAACAAGGCUGAGGAUGAGGAUGAAGAUGAAGAGGAAGAAGACGAGGAGGAAGAAGAUGAUGAAGACGAGGAUGACGACGAUCCAGCUAGUUAUGAACCUGAUCUCAAACAGUUCUAUACUGAAAUGGUGAAAGGAGAGGAAAAUUGUGCAAAUGUUAAGAGAUUGUCAUCUAUGAAAGCUGGCGAUCCUACUAGAAGCAGUGAAUCUGCUACUCUCACACUCAGCAUCAAUGCACACACCGCCGCAGCAAGCGUGGACUCGAAGAUUGAGGACGGUGCGGAUGUGUCCGGGUCGACCGUCGCCGAUGGCCAGAUCGUGGCUGCGGACGUUGCCUCCGUCGUGGACAGCGCCAACGAUACCCCGGGCGCGACUGUCGAUGACAACCCUGGUGUUAUCGGCGGUGUUGUCGUCGGGGGUGGCGGCGGUGGCGGUGGCGGUGGUGGCGGUUCCUCCCGGCUGCUGCGCAGUGUUUCACGGCCCCAGAGCGAGGAGGAAGAGGACGAUUGCGACUACAGUCCAGACGAGGAAGAGUGGAAAAAGACGAUUAUGGUUGGGAGCGACUACCAGGCGGCGAUACCCGAGGGUCUCUGCAAGUACGACGAUGCGUUGCCGUACGAAAACGAAGACAAGAUGCUGUGGGAUCCUUGCCACAUGAAUGAGGACGAGGUCGAGGAGUUUCUCGAUAGGGCGCAGCUGCCGGUGGUGAAGGGCACAUCGUUGCCGAGCGGCAUUCACGUAAGGGACGACGAGCAGGCGCUCUACCUCCUGUUGCAGUGCGGUUACAACCUCGAGGAGGCGCUUAGGAGGCGUAGGAUGAACGCCCUGCCGGCCACCGAGUCGGUCAGCCUCUGGUCCGAGGAGGAGUGCCAUAACUUCGAGACCGGCCUGAGGAACUAUGGCAAGGACUUUCACCUCAUUCAAAAAAAUAAGGUGAGAACGAGGUCUGUUGGUGAACUCGUGCAGUUUUAUUACUUGUGGAAGAAGACUGAAAGGCAUGAUAUAUUCACUUACAAGGCUCGCCUGGAAAAGAAGAAGUAUGCACUUCAUCCUGGCAUAACCGAUUAUAUGGACCGAUUUCUGGAGGAGCAAGAAGGUGUACGUGACCGCAGCAGUUCGCCCAACGUUCAUUGUCUACUGUACGGUGACGCGAAACGGCAGAGGACCAGCGCGAACUCUGCGAGCAACGAGGAUCAGCAGCCACAAGUCCAGACUCAGGUGCAGCAGCAGCAGCAGCCCAAAUCGACCCUCGAUAACUGGGACGGGGCUGGGGUGAACGCGACGAGCGCCUCCACGUUGCCGGUUACGACAACAGCCGAGGCUCCAACGUCCACUUCGGUAAACAGCGGAACCAUGGACUCCCUAGCCGUAGAACACCCCCACAAUGCAUCCUCUCCGCUCGAGAUUGGCCUUGGCCUCGAAACGGGCGCAAGCGCGAUCGCUAGCAGCAACGCUGUUACAGUCACCCCUUCAUUGCCAUCAUCCUCAUCGUCAUCUGCGACUGCAGCGGUAGCAGCGGUGGCGGCGGCAGCGGUAGUGGCACAACAGCACCAGCACCAGCACCAACAAGAAAUGAGCUUGGUUUUUAAAGGAUUGUUCAAGAAUGCUAAAUAG
Ceratosolen solmsi marchali is the source of this 2523-nucleotide messenger RNA. Its product is annotated as mesoderm induction early response protein 1. Gene Ontology annotation, cellular component: nucleoplasm. The record is from RefSeq and is a predicted model, not a curated record. The transcript is spliced from 7 exons. Gene Ontology annotation, biological process: negative regulation of transcription by RNA polymerase II. Gene Ontology annotation, molecular function: transcription corepressor activity; histone deacetylase binding. Lineage: Eukaryota; Metazoa; Arthropoda; Insecta; Hymenoptera; Agaonidae. The coding region runs from base 670 to 2523 and encodes 617 amino acids.